GGGUACUUUAUACACCACUGGUUGUCACCUAUCCCUAUGUGGAUCUCACCAUGUUGGAACAACCAUGCAUCCCCCGUCCGUCCCCUCAACCAAAUGGGAGGAGUGUAAUAUCUCUGCUCUGCAAUGUUCCGGUUUCCGCUAAGGAGACACCCCAGUUCGCUAAGGGAGCAGCUAGUGUGCUGUGGUAAGGGGGGAGGUUUGGGGAGGCUAAAGGCUGGAUUAAGCAUAGUUAGCAGCCGAGAUGGUGAAUAUAACUAGUAUAGCGACGUUGCUCAAGUGACUGCGUGUGGUCAGGGCGAUAUUAAAACGAUUUUCUCAAGAAAGAUAACAACCUUUUUCAGCAUGGACUCCAUGCACAUAACACACGUCUGAAGUGCACUUGAAUUGUGUGUAUACUCCAAACAAAACUGACCAUGAUGUACCGCUUGUUUUCCGCCUUGGGUGUUCUAUUCGGAAUGGCCUCAGCGGGUAAGGAACCAGUGGCUGUCCCUAGUCUCCUGAUUUUGUCACAAAAGACACCACAAAUUGGAUAACCAAUCAAGAACUAUUUAUAACUAUAAUGGAACAAAAAGAUGGAGAAAACGGGAUAGUUGACGGCUCUUAUGGCUUAGGGCCGGAGCCAAAGAGGAUAUGUCCUGGGAUGCCAUUCACUUUUACACUGACAUAUAGGAUAAGCGGAGCAGACCUGAUGUUCUACAAGAACGGGGUCGAGAGGAAGGUUGCCACUACCAAGGAGAUUAUAGACCCCCAGUUUCGGCUCAAUGGCAGUGAACCUUAUUUACCCGAGGUCAUGAAAACGCAUGAAGGGAAGUAUUAUUGGAAGGCUCCAUCGGUCGAUUUUGAACUGAAUUACAUCAGACUAAUUCUGAAAGACUGCAGUGUUCGUCAAAAUGUGGUGUACGGUGAGGAGUUGGCCUUAAAUGUGCCGGCGGACGCGUCUGUGUUGGAGUUCACCCCUCACCUCUCAGACCAACACUCCGUCCUGUGGAGACGGAUACACAGAGGGGGGGACGAGGAAGCAAGGGGCGCGGUUAAGGACGGCCGCUGGACAGCACAGAGGAUGACCCAAGCGGAUCAGGGGCGCUACACUUUACUCAGGGAGAGUGGUGGCCAGAUCUCCAGCACUGUGGUCUCUGUUGAAGAACUCCAAAUACAUGCUCACGUGGCUGAUGACGACGUCAGAGAUCACUGGAGAACUGAUGUUAAUAUCUCUGCACGGGAGGCUGUAGUCACUUACUUUACGGCUUUCGGGGGUGAGCAUGUGCUCUUCCGAGACGGCAUGGAGACUGAUGAGGGCUUCGACAUUUUUGGAAAUCGUAUCACACUCCAAAAGUCAACGCUCCAAAAGUCAACUUUCAGCAUCAGCAAAGCGCAGCCAAGUGACGCAGGACGAUACGAGAUCCAUGACAAGAAUGGACAUCUGGCCAUCUCACUGUAUCUGGAGAGAGACCCUGAAGAUGAAGAGUUUUAUCCUACGAGUUUAGCCACUCCUCUUGGCAUAUCUGCGGGCGUGCUGGUUGGACUGCUGUGCUGUUGCUGGUGCUGUUGCAAGUGCUGUGGCAAGUGCUGUGGCCAUGACGAUGGUGACAAGACUGAGUCCGCCGCUGCUUCUCCAGACGCCGAGCAACCCGCUCACAUCCAUGAUCCCAGUGAGAUGUCUGGACCCGGCGACCCCUUGCACCCUCCAUCUUCUGCUCCCUCUUCAGGUGACACCAAUGAACUAACGGCCUCCAUGGCGUACCCCCCCAACCCCUGGGAGAACAGUCCACCUGCUCCUGAUGGAGGAGGAGGAGGUGAUCGUGGUGCUCCCACCGCCCCUUGGGCACCCACCGACCCUGGGCCGCGGUACCAGUCGAGAGCCUGGGGUAGUGGCCAGGAUGACUUUCUCUCCAGCUCUCCUCUCUGCAUGGACAGCGCCACCGACAGCUGCACCUUCACCUCAAACAAUCUCAACUUCUAGACCGAUGCGUUCCGUUGACAACUCUGGAUCGAUGGAGCAUUUUCACACGCAGUGCACUGUGACUUGUGUUGCGUCCUACUGACUGGUACGCUGUGAUUUGGACGCGUAGUUUCACGCUCAAAGGCAACGCGCACUACCUCAUUUGCACUGGGCCUGUUCUGCUGCAGUGCUGGAGUGGAUCUGUCAAUACCACAGACUCUCACGCCAUCCAAAGGGCCACCUUCUUUCUUUGACCUGUUACUCUGUGUCUAAUGUCUGUGAGUCUGUUCGUGUCUGCUAGUGUCUUAUGUCCCUAUCUCAUGUAAGUAGGCCAUUUCAUGUAUCCUUUUCUUAGCUUGCUAGAAUUGGUAGCAAUGCAAGUCUGUGUUAUUUUACAUAUUUAUCACACAGGAUUGUAAUGUUCUUACUGCCUGAUCAGGUCUAAUGUCAUUCACAAGCCUUGGUGUUUUUUUGUGUCUUUUUAUGUAUGCGAUUUUAUCUCACUUUGUUGUCAAUUUUUUUACUUUUAAAAUGGUGGAUAAUGAAAAGACAUUUUCAGUCCCAAACGUGCUCUAAAUACCCAUGUAAGGCCUUCAGUAUCCAAAGGUGGCCUUAUCCUAUCUCAGUGCAAUUAAUCAUGUUCUUGUUUAUUUCUGUUUAUACUGUAACACCCUGAAACCAUUAUGCCAUUACUAUGUUUACAAAUAACCACUAACCAUUACUAUGUUUACAAAUUACUAUUUAACACUUAAACACAAAGUAACAGUCUGGGGCGGUCAACACAUUUAGUACUUUUUGAAAGAUAGUAUACUGUCUAGGUUUGGAUAAAAAAGAUGACAGGACAUACCUACCCCCUCUCCUUAUUCUUUACACUAGGGCAGGGGUUCUCAAACUAUAUGGGGCCAGGGACCCCUCAUAGGGCAGAACAUUUUCCAAGGACCCCUACACAGGGGCGUAACUAUAGGGGGUGCAGCAGGUGCGGCUGCACCUGGGCCCGUGGGUCUUGGGGGCCCGUAGCCGGGGUUU
This is a messenger RNA of Clupea harengus (Atlantic herring), 2965 nucleotides long. RefSeq lists its product as uncharacterized. NCBI's taxonomy places the organism in Eukaryota, Metazoa, Chordata, Actinopteri, Clupeiformes, Clupeidae. The record is from RefSeq and is a predicted model, not a curated record.